AUGUUGCGCCGUCAAACCCGUGAGCGACGAGACUAUCUCUACCGGAGAGCUCUAACCCUCCGCGAUGCCUCUAUCGCCGAAAAGCGAGCUCAACUGAAGGCGUCGCUGGCCUCCGGCAAACCCCUCGAUCCCUCUAUCGCCAAUGACAAAUCCCUGCGCGAAGACUUUAAGUACGAUGAAUCGCUAGACAGUGCAGACAAGGACGCCGAUAAGGUGGACUUGGACGACGAAUAUGCGCUCACCUCGGGUAUCGCCGACCCUCGCCCUAUUGUCACAACUUCUCGCAGCCCCUCUGUCCGCCUCGGUACCUUCGCCAAAGAAAUCCGUCUGCUUCUGCCCACCGCGAUCCGUCUGAACCGUGGUAAUCUCGUCCUGCCCGAUCUCGUCUCGAGCGCGACCGCCGCAGCGCUGACCGACAUGAUCCUCCUGCACGAACAUCGUGGUACGCCUACGGCGAUGACCAUUUCCCACCUGCCACACGGCCCCACGGCCAGCUUCUCCCUUCACAAUGUCGUUCUCCGUGCCGAUAUCCCCGACGCGGCUCGCGGAACCGUCUCCGAGAGCUACCCCCAUCUCGUCUUCGAGGGGUUCACAACCAAGCUGGGCCUCCGUGUGGUGCAAAUCCUGAAGCAUCUGUUCCCGCCCCGCGAGGAUGGCAAGGUUGGCAAUCGGGUCGUCAGCUUCGUGAACAAGGAGGACAGUAUCGAGGUGCGACACCACGUCUUCGUCAAGACCGGAUAUCGGGAUGUGGAGCUGGCGGAAGUUGGCCCUCGUAUGACCAUGAGGCUGUUCGAGAUCCGUGGAGGCUCCCUGGAGAAGGGAUCUAGCGGUGAUGUGGAAUGGGCCCUCACGCAAUACACGAGGACAAGCAAGAAGAAGGAUUAUCUGUGA
This is a messenger RNA of Aspergillus aculeatus ATCC 16872, 891 nucleotides long. RefSeq names its product snoRNA-binding rRNA-processing protein IMP4. Lineage: Eukaryota; Fungi; Ascomycota; Eurotiomycetes; Eurotiales; Aspergillaceae. Gene Ontology annotation, molecular function: snoRNA binding; rRNA primary transcript binding. The record is from RefSeq and is a predicted model, not a curated record. Gene Ontology annotation, cellular component: small-subunit processome; Mpp10 complex; nucleolus. The transcript is spliced from 2 exons. Gene Ontology annotation, biological process: rRNA processing. Bases 1 to 891 code for a protein of 296 amino acids.